AUGCAGCGAUCAAGGAGAAGUAUCAUGAGCAGUGCAAGUGUUUCGUCUACGGAACGAACACCGAAGCGUACUACUAAGGUACCCGUUUCUGAGCACCGAAGGCUACAAUUACGACUAGCACAGCGAGCCUAUCGCUACCGCAAGGACACAAUAACCUUGUCUUUGCAGCACCGACUUGAAUAUCUGCAGACACAGAUUCAGAAUCUACAUCGGACGUUCCAAGCAUACAACUGUCAAAUAGAAAGAUCCGGUGUAUUAUCUUUGGAACCGGCUCUUGAAGGAACGCUGCAACAAUUGCGCACGCAGAUUCUUGCAAUCUCUGCUGCUGAAAAUUCGAGUAAUGAGGGCAGCAGUACAAUUCAAAUGAAUGAAAUCGCAUCGACUAUGACCCAAGCGAGGCAACAGCAGACGCACUCACAGGAGUCAGAAGACGACUUUGGGUCGACCAUAUCAAGACCAGUCAAUGGGGCCUUCCAUUUAGCUAGUCCAAUCUCCUCGUCUAACAGUGCCGACCACCAGGAAAACAACCCACGGGGCAAAACGUCAGCCCACAGUUAUUCAUCCUUUCCAACAUCCAGCCUGCCUAUUGUCAACCGUCCAGAACUAGUGCCAUGCGCUAUAGAUGAUGGUGCUUUCCUUAAGAUUCUGCACCGCUCACAUCUCUUAUCUUCUUCUACUGCUUCUUUCCGCGAGACAUCCUUUGAACGCCGGUUGCAUCGAGCCUGUCUGAAAAACGGAUAUAACUUGUUGGCAGAUCCAACCUCUGAUCCAGACAUUGUGAACCGGGUGUUCAGGCUCACGUUAACUCUGUCCACCCGAGAUUCUAUAGUCCAAAAGAUGAAAGGAAUCCUAGAAAGUGGCUUAGACGAAGCUCCAGAGAUAUGGGAUAUGCCCUUCUACUUGCUAGGGGGCGCUGGGACUCACUAUCCUCGAAGGGAUCGCACAGGAAAGCCUAUCCUUCCUCCGAAUGCCUUACCGACAAGUCAACUUGUUAGUGCUUUUGUGCAUCAAAGAACAGAGCCACAAUCCUUCCAGAGCGACCAUGACCUUCUGGCCGAUUUUGGCCUCAAUGGCGAGUGGCUUGAUUCACAUGACGUGGAAGGCUAUCUUGAGGAGAAAGGUAUCUUUUUAAGUGCAGAUACUGCAUUUUGCAGGGUUCCCGCCCGCGCAUUCUCAAUGGAUCCCCGGCAUUCCAAUGUAACAGGUGCCAAUGCUCAACACGUCAUGGGCAUGGACGAAUCAGCCCAUGGUUAUAUGCAUCCUUAUAAUGCGGAUCUUAUGGAAAUCCAGGCAGGAGGAUGGGUAUCAGACACACAGCUUACUUUAGGCCCUGCUAUUGGUGCAAUCGCUGCUGGCAAUACUGUUGUUAUCAAACCAUCUGAAAAUGCCCCUCACAGCGCCGUUAUCAUACAGAAGAUCUGCGACGCGUCUCUUGACCCCCUUUGCUACUCCAUUGUCCAGGGCGGUGUACCUGAGACUCAGGCUCUUUUGUCCGAGCGCUGGGACAAGAUUUUCUUUACAGGCGGUGCUAAUGUUGGCCGUAUUAUCGCUAAGGCAGCGGCGCCUCAUUUGACUCCCGUGGUCCUUGAACUAGGCGGUAUUAACCCGGCCAUAGUCAGCAAAACGGCUAACCCGCGUUUAGUCGCGCGUCGUAUGCUUUGGGGCAAAACCGUGAACGCUGGUCAACUAUGCACUUCGCAGAAUUACCUCCUUGUCGAUCAGAGUAUCGUGCCUCAGGUAGUGGAGGAGUUCAAGAAGGCUUAUAAGAUCUUCCACCCUAAUGGUGCUAAGCAAUCUCCGGACUACUCACGCAUCAUCAAUAAGGGUCAUUUCCAGCGCCUCAAGUCUAUGCUCGACAACAGCAAGGGCGAGAUUCUGCAUGGAGGCACCUUAGACGAGGAAGAUCUCUUCAUUGAGCCCACGGUUGUGCAGGUAAAUUCUAUUGAGGACUCACUUUGCACAGAGGAAAGCUUUGGCCCUUUCAUUCCAAUUCUACCCGUCCAGAACUUAGACGAGGCUAUUAGCCUCGCGGACAAGGUGCAGAGUACUCCGCUUGGUCUCUAUCCCUUCGGCUCUAAGACAGAUGCGGCUAAAAUUAUUUCGUCCACUCGAUCCGGGAGUGUCUCUUGCAAUGACGCCGCCCUCCAUAUACCUACCUUAGCCUUCGGCGGUGUCGGCGAAAGCGGCCAUGGCGCAUACCGCGGCCGUGCCAGUUUCGAUAUUUGGGUGCACCGACGGCCUAUAACAAGCAGCCCAAGCUGGCUCGAAUCUAUGCUUGCCGUCCGCUACCCGCCAUAUGUUGGUAAGCUUAGCAAAGUCAAGGCUGCCAACAACCUAGUGCCGGAUUUUGACCGCCAGGGUCAAAAGCUGACGCCGGGUUGGUUACGCUAUAUUUUAACUCUGGGUGGUGGAAGCGGGAAGGCCGGUGCAGGACGUGCUCUCAUUAUCGCUGCAAGUGAGUAG
Messenger RNA from Penicillium arizonense, 2463 nucleotides. RefSeq lists its product as uncharacterized. The coding region runs from base 1 to 2463 and encodes 820 amino acids. Gene Ontology annotation, molecular function: DNA-binding transcription factor activity; aldehyde dehydrogenase (NAD+) activity. Gene Ontology annotation, cellular component: cytoplasm. The record is from RefSeq and is a predicted model, not a curated record. Lineage: Eukaryota; Fungi; Ascomycota; Eurotiomycetes; Eurotiales; Aspergillaceae. The transcript has 4 exons. Gene Ontology annotation, biological process: regulation of DNA-templated transcription; aldehyde metabolic process.